AUGCAGACGGCCCACGGAGCAAUUCCCUUUCUCUUGCAGUCGGCGAUGAGCGAGACGCAAUGCGUCUACGUCGGCGCUGGUCCUUUUGAUCCGCCGCGCCUCGUCGACAUGACAGCAGUCGAAGGCUCACAAGGAGAGUGGCUCUUUGACGGCAAGCGGCUGCGUCCGAAAAUCCUGGCCACGCACGCCAUUUACUUGGACGCAGUUCGCCUUGGGUCGCAACCGGCGCAAGAGUGGUGCUGGACAGGCAAGCUCUUCAUCUCGGUCUUGUUCCCGACCGCGUGCAUCCAACUGAACGUGGUCACGUCGCCGUUGCCUGCGUCGACGCGCUGCGUUCUCGGCGACGUUCGCGCUGGCAAAUACCCGCCGCAGGAGUGGACCAUGGUGUUUCUCAUCCAAGACACUGUUGUGACGCCGAAGACAGGAAUCGUCCCGCUCACCUCUCUCUCGACGAUGCAAGUGUAUCAGCUGCUCUCGGCCCUCGAGUUUGACCAGUACAAACAGCGCCUUUGGAAGGCCAGUAUCAACGGCCACGCGCUCGCGUGCUGUGCCACUGUCGACGAACUCGUUGAGCUCGGUAUUGACCUCAAGCUCAAGGCACGCUCGCUCUGGCAGUCGCUGCAAUCGUUCCAGGCCGCUGGCGUGCCUGUCGCUCUCUUUGAGCACGCCCCGCGGCCCAAGUGUGCGUACCGCUUCCAGUCGGUCAAGCACCCGGCGCUGUGCUUGCAGCUGCAGAGCGGCACCGGCGCGAGCCGCAACGGCGACCGGUGCAUUUUGGGCACGACCAAGGCGACGCUCUUUCCAGCCCAAGCGUGGAUCUUUGAGGGCAAGUUGAUCUACUCGGCCAAGGACAAGGCUAAGUGCAUUCACCUGAACGAGCACGGGAAGACGUUCAACGGCGACAUUUGCCACCUCUGGGAGGUCGAGCGCAAGAAGCCGUGGGCUAACCAGGAGUGGCUCUUUGACGGCAAACUCAUCCGGUCGGUCAAGGACCCGACCAAGUGCAUCCGCCUCCAGAGCGGCGACAAGCCGCAUGUGGGUGCCGGAGACUUUUGCCACUUGUGGGACAUUGUCUACGAUGGCCCGUUUCCCGCCCAGGAGUGGACGCUCGUGCGCGACGAGCACGUCCGUGUCGACUGA
This is a messenger RNA of Saprolegnia diclina VS20, 1140 nucleotides long. RefSeq lists its product as hypothetical. The record is from RefSeq and is a predicted model, not a curated record. Bases 1 to 1140 code for a protein of 379 amino acids. Lineage: Eukaryota; Oomycota; Saprolegniomycetes; Saprolegniales; Saprolegniaceae. The transcript is spliced from 2 exons.